AUGGCUCAGUUGUUAGUGUGGCUGUGUUUUUCCUCUCUGCUCCUGGUGAAUGAGGUCCACAGUGGGUCGGACUUGGCCUCGUCCGUGGAGGACCCAGACCCAGGGGUGGUGAAGGCCCUCUCUGAGAUGCUGGACCUGGAUGUGGGUAAAUCCUGGCGUCAGGUGCGAGGGGCCGAGGAGGAGGACCAGCAGUCUGCCUUCGGCCUGUCGCCUGAGAACGACUCUGUGACUGUCUCUGCUUCCAACCUGAGCGUCCUGAAUGAGUCCACCCCAGAACCGGGCUUCAGGAACCCCCUGCAGCCCCUGAGGGAGGGCUCGGUGCUGGGCUGGGCCGUGCUGGUGCUGGGGGGCCUGGUGCUGGUGCUGGGGGUUGGGGGAAACAUGGCCGUCAUGUGUGUGGUGUGGAAUAACUACUACAUGAGGUCCGGGUGGAACUGCCUGCUCGCCAGUGUCUGUCUCUGGGACUUCCUGGUUCUGAUCCUGUGCGUCCCGGUUAUUGUGCUGGGCCAGCUCUCGGACCGACGGAUCCUCCCGGACAUCACCUGUCGCCUGGUGCCGUACAUGGAGGUGGUGUCUCUGGGGUUGUCGUCCUUCACGCUCUGUGUUUUGGGAGUCGAUCGUUUCCAUGCAGCCACUUCGUCUCCUCCGGACUCUUCGAACAGAACCUGUGGCGCUGGUCGUGUGGAGCGCUGCAGGUCGGUUCUGUUGAAGCUGAUCUUUGUUUGGCUAACGGCUCUGACGUUAGCGUCCCCAGAGCUGUUCCUCUGGGAGUCCGGGCCCCUGGUGAUGGUCGGGGGCCGUUUGGUCGACACCUGCUCCCUCACAACAUCCUCUCCUCUGAUCCUGCUGCUGCCGGACUCUCUGCACUCACUGCUGCUCCGGUACCAUCAGGUCAGUACCACAGCGGGUCAGUACCAUCAGGUCAGUACCAUCAGGUCAGUACCAUCAGGUCAGUACCACAGCGGGUCAGUACCAUCAGGUCAGUACCAUCAGGUCAGUACCAUCAAGUCAGUACCAGAGCAGAUCAGUACCAUCAGGUCAGUACCACAGCGGGUCAGUACCACAGCGGGUCAGUACCAUCAGGUCAGUACCACAGCGGGUCAGUACCAGGGUCAGUACCAGAGCGGGUCAGUACCAGGGUCAGUACCAGAGCGGGUCAGUACUAGAGCGGGCCAGUACCAGAGCAGGUCAGUACCAGAAAGAGCGGGUCAGUACAAGAGUGGGUCAGUACCAGAAAGAGCCGGUCAGUACCAUCAGCUCAGUACCAGAGCGGGUCAGUACCAUCAGGUCAGUUCCAGAGCGGGUCAGUACCAGAGCGGUUCAGUACCAGAGCGGGUCAGUACCAGAGCUGGUCAGUACAAGAGCGGGUCAGUACCAGGAUCAGUACCAGAGCUGAUCAGUACUAGAGCGGGUCAGUACCAGAGCUGGUCAGUACUAGAGCGGGUCAGUACCAGAGCGGGUCAGUACCAGAAAGAGCGGGUCAGUACCACAGCCGGUCAGUACCAUCAGGUCAGUACCAGAAAGAGUGGGUCAGUACCAGAGCGGGUCAGUACCAGAAAGAGCAGGUCAGUACCAGAGUGGGUCAGUACUAGAGUGGGUCAGUACCAGAGCGGGCCUGUCUGUAAUGGUCCUCACCCUCUCACCCCUCUGUCCCAGGCCUGUGUCUGUAAUGGUCCUCACCCUCUCACCCCUCUGUCCCAGGCCUGUGUCUGUAAUGGUCCUCACCCUCUCACCCCUCUGUCCCAGGCCUGCCUGUCUGUAAUGGUCCUCACCCUCUCACCCCUCUGUCCCAGGCCUGUGUCUGUAAUGGUCCUCACCCUCUCACCCCUCUGUCCCAGGCCUGUGUCUGUUCUGGUCCUCACCCUCUCACCCCUCUGUCCCAGGCCUGUGUCUGUAAUGGUCCUCACCCUCUCACCCCCUCUGUCCCAGGCCUGUGUCUGUAAUGGUCCUCACCCUCUCACCCCUCUGUCCCAGGCCUGCCUGUCUGUAAUGGUCCUCACCCUCUCACCCCUCUGUCCCAGGCCUGUGUCUGUAAUGGUCCUCACCCUCUCACCCCUCUGUCCCAGGCCUGUGUCUGUAAUGGUCCUCACCCUCUCACCCCUCUGUCCCAGGCCUGUCUGUAAUGGUCCUCACCCUCUCACCCCUCUGUCCCAGGCCCGCCUGUCUGUAAUGGUCCUCACCCUCUCACCCCUCUGUCCCAGGCCUGUCUGUAAUGGUCCUCACCCUCUCACCCCUCUGUCCCAGGCCUGUGUCUGUAAUGGCCUGUCUGUAAUGGUCCUCACCCUCUCACCCCUCUGUCCCAGGCCUGUCUGUAAUGGUCCUCACCCUCUCACCCCUCUGUCCCAGGCCCGCCUGUCUGUAAUGGUCCUCACCCUCUCACCCCUCUGUCCCAGGCCUGUCUGUAAUGGUCCUCACCCUCUCACCCCUCUGUCCCAGGCCCGCCUGUCUGUAAUGGUCCGUAUCUAUAGUAAUGGUCCUCACCCUCUCAUCCCUCUGUCCCAGGCCCGUAUCUAUAGUAAUGGUCCUCACCCUCUCAUCCCUCUAUCCCAGGCCCGUAUCUAUAGUAAUGGUCCUCACCCUCUCAUCCCUCUAUCCCAGGCCCGUAUCUAUAGUAAUGGUCCUCACCCUCUCAUCCCUCUAUCCCAGGCCCGUAUCUAUAAUAAUGGUCCUCACCCUCUCACCCCUCUGUCCCAGGCCCGUAUGUGGUGGUGCUUCGGCUGCUACUUCCUGCUGCCGGUACUUUUCACCGUCCUGUGUCAGAUGGCGAGCCGUAACGUCACUCCGUCCAAUCAGAAGUCUCCGUUGCGACAUCACGACGACGACGCGGCCAACCAGCGCCGGGCCUUGGAGCGGCAAAGGAACGGCGCCCUCUUGUGUGUGUGUGUGGUCUACGCUCUGUGCACGGGGCCGGAGCACGUGGCCAACAUCACCAUGACGACCGCCCACAUCUCCGUCGCCCCGGAAACCGCCUCCAUGCUGGUCCUCCUGCAUCACUUCCUGCUGUUCGUGAAGGCGGCCGUGUCUCCUCUGCUGCUGCUCUGCCUCUGCAAGUCUCUAGGACAGGCGUUCAUGGAUUGUUGCUGCUGUUGCUGCGCCGAGUGUCAGUCCAUCUCGUCACAGGGAAGCCCCGCCCACAUCAAGCUCAAGUCCAACGAAACCUCCAUCUUCUUUGACAAAGGCAAGGACACGUCGGCCAUCUUGUCAAUCUCCAGCUGA
This is a messenger RNA of Knipowitschia caucasica, 3216 nucleotides long. Lineage: Eukaryota; Metazoa; Chordata; Actinopteri; Gobiiformes; Gobiidae. The record is from the annotation of a GenBank genome assembly.